Molecule: messenger RNA, 1096 nt
Organism: Elaeis guineensis (African oil palm)
Lineage: Eukaryota; Viridiplantae; Streptophyta; Magnoliopsida; Arecales; Arecaceae
Source: RefSeq, a predicted model, not a curated record
UCACCAUACUCCCUUCGCUACUGUACGGAAAGGAAUCCCUUUGGGCGUCGCAGCUGUGGGCAAAGCGGGAGUUGGGGCGCCGCGAGGGAGAGAGCAGCAAGGAAGAGGAAGAGAGAAGGAGAUAAGAGUCAGUGGAGUCGAUGGGAAUGGCGGUGCUCAUGGCUUCUCCGAAUCCUCCCGUCGCUCUAAGGAGCAAGAUAGAGACUUCCCAGAGCCAGAGAACUCUAGCCCAUUACAGAGCCUCAGUAUCCAUAGGAUCUCAUUCUAGGUGUCAUUUUUUGACUCAUUCCGUUAAAAUACGAGCUGCUGAACAUUUUGGUGAGCCAAAAAAUGUAACUGAUUACCUGGAUGAUUUAGUAAAGAGCUUGUGGGAGACUUCUCCCAGACCGCUGAAAGAGUUCCCAUGGAAGGAAGCUAAAUAUAUGAUUCUGGAGCGCUUGCUCUUUCAUGGACAGAAGGCUUUUAAAUGGUCCAUUAUUGUGCUUCUUGUUGUCAGUUCUGUAUCAGAUGUAUUGCUCGCAAUCUCAAGAAAUAGAGAGCUUAUGAUUCCCAUUGGUUUAUUCAUAGGUGUUGCACUGACAGAUUUCUUCAGGGAGUUCUUGCAUGAGUAUUUUCGGAGUAUGAAGGAUGAAUCUUUUAAGCAUCUCGUGGGCAUUGGAUUGUUUUUUGUGCUCAUUAAGCUUAUCUCGUUAAGCUUUGAAGUUCCAGGCGGGUAUUGUUUUCUCAUAUUGGGAAUGGUGGCUUGAUGCAAGUCUUCUGGUUAUCAAAAGAGUUGCGGCAUACUGAGGAUAAGCAGCAGAAAGAACAAAGGCUGGAUGUCUCAUCACCAGAAGUUCAAGGGACUUAAAUGUGUGGCUUUACUGCAUAAAGAGAAUGCUGUCAUAGGCUGGAUCAUGAGUUACCUGACUUUUGGUUUUUGCCUAGUGAUGAGUUCUUCCAGGGUCUGAAUUCUCGGUAUAAAUUUUGUGAAGUCGCACCUUCUUUUCUGAGGCCGUAGAGCAUCAUCUGCAUGCAAAUUGUAAUUCGCAUAAUUUUGAAUCAGAUAUGAAUUAACUCAGAUCGUCAAUCCGGUCAAAUCAACUUUGUUUUUCAACAA